UCGUACUAGAAGUGUAAAGAUAGGAUGUGUGUCGUUCAACGCUCGGCGGUUACAAUAUUUUCUCUUUCUGUCAUUCAUAAGUCAUCUUUUUAGUAACUGCCACUUUUAUGUGCGUUACCUUAGUCAUCUACAACGAUGAGUGGGAUACGAGAGUUCGUAAAGCCUCCGGAGUGCCCUGUAUACUAUCCGAAGUUGGCUGAGUGGGAUGAUCCAUUGGCUUUCAUAGCCAAAGUACGUCCAGACGCGGAGAAAUACGGCAUAUGCAAAAUUGUUCCUCCACCGGAAUGGCAGCCACCUUUUGCAAUCGACGUAGACAAUUUUAUCUUCACUCCUCGCCGGCAAAGGCUGAACGAACUAGAGGGUUCGCACCUGAGACUGCCGAACGUGGAGCGCAGAGUUCUUGACCUUUAUAAGCUGCACAAGAUUGUCACCGAUGAGGGAGGGUUUGAGACGGUGUCGUACGAGCGUAAGUGGACACGCGUCGCGAGUCGCAUGGGCUACGAGCCGGGCAAGGGCGUCGGCUCACUGCUGAAGGGACAUUAUGAGCGCAUUCUCUACCCAUACGACAUCUUCAAGUCCGGGCCCUCACAACGGAAGGAAGACGUGCUUGUCGCGAAGGUCGAACGGCUCAUUUGCAAGGACAUCCCGCUGCGUAAACAGGGGUGCGCUACGGUUACGCGUUCCCUGGAGGCCGGCUCCCAAGACUCCAGGGAUUCUCAUCGGUUGGCAGAGGUCAAGCAGGAGCCGAGUGAGAUUGAGGAGAAACCAGAAGUAGCUGUGAAAACACCAAAGAAGAAGGGGAAGCAGCGCAGCAAGCAGUAUCCUCCCAGCAUCGCUGACAAGUACUUCUGUCUGACAUGCGGGCGAGGGGAUGCUGAGGACCAGAUGCUGCUGUGUGAUGGCUGUGACGACUCCUACCACACCUUCUGCCUCAUCCCCCCGCUCAGCGACAUACCCAAGGGAGACUGGCGUUGUCCGAAGUGCGUCAAACAGGCGUGUGAGAAGCCGCGCGAGGCAUUUGGCUUCGAGCAAGCGAAGCGAGAGUACACUCUACAGAGCUUCGGAGAAAUGGCAGACGCUUUCAAGUCCGACUACUUCCACACGCCGGUUCACAUGGUGCCACCCGACACGGUUGAGACGGAGUUCUGGCGUCUGACGCGGGCGGUGGAUGAGGAUGUGGUUGUGGAAUACGGAGCAGACCUUAGCACACUGGAGAAAGGCAGUGGAUUCCCCACACGGGAGACUGCCGAUCAGUUCCAAGGUGAGGAGCAGUACAUUGAGUCUCCGUGGAACCUCAACAACCUUGCAGUGAUGGACAACUCGAUCCUACGCUACAUCACGGCUGACAUCUCUGGCAUGAAGGUGCCGUGGGUUUACGUCGGCAUGUGCUUCUCGACCUUCUGCUGGCACACAGAGGACCACUGGAGUUACUCCAUCAACUACAUGCACUGGGGCGAGCCUAAGACGUGGUACGGAGUGCCGGGAUCGUCAGCUGAGCUGCUAGAGCAGGCGAUGCGCGACCAGGCGCCGGAGUUAUUCGAGGCUCAACCCGACCUCAUGCACCAGCUUGUCACCAUCAUGCACCCAAACCUGCUCAUGGAGAAGGGCGUGCCGGUGCACAAGACGAAUCAGCAGGCAGGGGAGUUUGUGGUCACCUUCCCUCGUGCAUAUCACGCCGGCUUCAACCAGGGCUACAACUGUGCUGAGGCUGUUAACUUCUGCCCUCCCGACUGGUUUGACUUUGGACGUCGCAGCAUCUCUCACUACCGCAUGCACCGACGCUACUGCGUCUUCUCGCACGACGAGGUGCUGUGUAACCUUGGCAACAAUCCGGGAGACAUCAACGUGGAGCUGGCGGAGGUCGCGUACGACGGGCUGCGGAUGCUGAUCGCGGAGGAGACGGCGCUGAGGAGGAAGCUCGAGGAGAAGGGCAAGGUCAACGCGAAGAAGAAGCUGUUUGAGUUGCUGCCGGACGAUGAGAGAAUCUGCUUCCACUGCAACACGACCUGCUACCUAUCGGCGCUGACAUGUGAAUGCAGACCGGAUGUCCUGGCCUGUCUCUACCACGCAGACAAGCUGUGUGACUGCCCGCUAUCGAAAAAAUGGCUUAACUACAGACUGGAGCUGGAUGAGCUACUACCGUAUGUAGAGACACUGAAGCGCAGGAAGGAGCUGCUGCUGCGAUGGAGCGAGGCAGCGGCGAGCGUGCUGGCUUCACAGGGCGACGACCGACCCAGCGUGGGGGAGCUUCGGGAUCUGCUGCAGGAGUGGGAGCGGGAGCACUACAGCAGGAAGGCGGGCGCGCGACCCCGGGAGCUACGCGCCGCGCUGGACGCCGCCGCCACCGACGCUGACCGAUGCUCCAUCCUCGCGCAGCAGCUAGUCUCACGCCGCGUGCGCACGCGGCAUCGGCAUUCGGGCGAGCAGAAGUACACUAGCUCGGGUCGCCUGACGCUGGCAGAGGCACAACAGUUCUACGAGCAAAUAUGUCGACUCAGCUGCGAAAUAGCAGAGCAUGCGCAGAUCAAGGAUCUGCUGCAGCGUGCGCAGAACUUCCAGACGAAGGCUCGCGGGACUCUGCAGGACGAGGUUCCUAACUCGGAGCGGCUGCAUCACAUGCUGGACGAGGGAUUGUCGCUCGACAUAGAGCUUCCGGAGAUAUCUGCUCUCAAACAGCAACUGCAGCAGGCCUGCUGGCUGGAGGAGGUGGGAGAGGCAAUGCCGGCAGGGGCGGCGGCGGGGAGCGACCAGCGGGACGACCGACCCUCGCUCAACUCCCUGCGUCGUCUGAUCGACGCCGGCGUGAACCAGGCUCCGCACCCCGCGGUCGAGCGAGCGAUGGCGCGGCUGCAGCAGCUGCUGACGGUCGGCGAGGCGUGGGAGGAGCGCGCGUCCGCCGCCCUGCGCGCCCGCCCACCGCGCACCGUCGCCGCCCUGGAGGCCAUCGUCGCCGGCGCGGAGCAGGCGGCGCCACCUCUCGCGUUGCCGGCGGUGCACGCGGUGAGGGAGGCGCUCAGGAAGGCGCGUGAUUGGACGAGGAAGGCGGAGGCGGCGCGCGUAGCGGUGCACCCGCCAUACAUCGAGGCGUUGGAGGUUCUCGCCACCAGGGGGCGCCCGCUGCCCGUUGCACUCGACGCGCUCGCGGAGAUAGAUGGCGCUGCGGUGGAGGCGAGGGCGUGGCGGGAGCAGGCUGCCCUCGCGUUCCUCAAACGCAAUUGUGACCGACUGCUGGAGGUGCUGCUACCUAGGAGGGAGUUUGGCCGCGACGGCGCCCCCGCUGGUAGGCGUCCGGGGAAGAAGCGAGGGCGAGACUCUGAGACGGCUGCCGACAUUGUGUUUGAUUGUUCACGCAGCACGGCUGAUGUGGUGGAGGCUUACACGCGUGGGGAGGCACGGGAAAUCGCAGCCAUGACGGAGCUACGCGCGCGAAACCGCCACAAGUACAACGAAGACGGCAGAAGCAGCGGCGGCAGCGGCGGCGGCGGCGGCGGCGGCAGCGGACGCGCGCUCUACUGCAUCUGUCGUAAGCCUCACUCCGAGGCCAUGCUUCGCUGUGAGCUCUGUCAGGACUGGUUCCACAGUACGUGCGUGCCGCCGCCGCAGCAGCGAUCAAUCGGCAAGCCUCGCACGGCGACCGUGCAGCGCGGCACGCGGGAGCGCGGCGGCGGUGGCAGCGGCUACCUGUGUUCGCGCUGCAUGCGCACGCGGCGUCCACGCCUCAACGCUGUACUCGCGCUCAUCGUCACGCUGCAGCGUCUGCCCGUCCGUGUCGCCGAGGGAGAGGCUCUACAGUGUCUCACCGAGCGCGCCAUCCGGUGGCAGAGUCGAGCGAAGAAGCUGAUGGCGACGGGAGAAGUAGCCACCGUCGUGUCGACGAUGGAGAACGGAUGGCAGGUGGCGCCCCCCACCGCGUCCGUACAGACCCCCGCCUCGGCCGCAGCGGCGGCGGCGGCGGACAUGCCGCCGCGACUCAGCUGUGAGGUGGGUGACCGGCCGGCAGAGACGGGGGCGAGGGUGAGGGAGGAGGAGGAGGAGGAGGAUGGAUGCAGGGACGGCGGUGGCAGCGGAGGAGGCAGCACGGUCACUCAGCAGCUAGUGUUGGACAUCGGCUCCAGCGCGAGCGAUCGUCCGCCUACCCUCUCGCCAGCCAUCGACCGCGGAUACUCGCCCCGCGCGUGCGCCAGCCCCACCGCGCCGCACGGCGUGGCGGGCAGCGGUGGCGCCCUCUCCGUUACGCUGGAACAUCAGCUGGAUGACGUGUUGAUGCAGGGAAACCUCCUAGAGGUGGCGCUAGAUGAGCUAGAACAGCUGCGCUACGUCCUGCAGGCGUCCCGCCACGCAGCCGAGACGAGACAUGAGCCCGUCAAGGUGCCACCAGACCUACCAUCGCCAACGAUUACUGCCGAACCAAGCAAACCAAAGAAGAAGCAAGUCAAACGGACAUCCGAUGAAGACACCGCCAUUGGCAACAAGCGAACAUCCGACGAUGACACUGGCACUGCCAACAGACGAACAUCUGACAACAACGCCUGCAUCGGCAACAAGCGAACAUCCGACGAUGAUGGCGGCGGCAGCAAGCGGAAGCUGAAGAAGAGCGCCGUCGAUGCUGCGAGUCGGCCAGACGCGGGCGACGAGAUACAGAUCCACGUGAACGCGGCUGAGACGCUCGCUGAGGUCCGUCUGAAGAAGUCGAAAAAGCACAAGCUAAAGCCGGGGGUCACAGAGAUCCAAGGUCAUGUCGAGGUCAAAGGUCAUGACGACGAUGAUGGGCCGAAGAGGCAGAGGCUGACGGUGGUGGCGGGAGAAGAGGAAGCCGCAUUGGACAACAGGAAACCUUGUUCGCCAACCGACAGUAAGAAGAAGAAGAAGAAGAAGAAGGUGGUGGAGGGGGGAGGCGGCGGCGGCGGCGGCGGCGGCGGUGCGUCCGCGGAGGCCGGCCACGCUAAGAAGAAGAAGAAGAAAAGGUGUGCUUCCCUGAGUGAGGACCUGAGACCCACGCCCCCGCCGCCGCCGCCCGCGUGUAACGGUCACGCGAAGCUGUCACAGAAGACGUCACAGAAGACAGGAAGCAGGAAGGAUGCGACGAAACCUCCGUCACCAUCACAGACAUCCACCGGCAAGCUGAAACACAAGUCCGCCAUGCAGGCCGCAGCGCCACCUGCAGGGGGCAGGACCGUCGCGGCAUCCCUUAGUCGAUUGAAGACGACGAUAACGAAGAAGAAGAAGAAGAAGAAGAAGAAGACGAGCAUGAAGACAAACGUGGAGAACGGUCUGGACGGUAAGGAUCCUGUGGCGUUGGAGCGGGAAGAAGAUGUAGAGAAGGAAGUAAGUGAGCUGCGCAGUGGCAAAGGACCGAGGUUGCUGUCAGUUUCAUCCGACACCAGUAGGGAAGAUGACUCACUGAAAAUCGAGGAGAGUAAGGGCAACAAGAGAACAGUGAACGGCCGGCAAGACGACAACGGCACGGCAAGGAGUGGCAGUAAGAAGGAGCAAAAGUCUGAACGCAAGCACACGUCGGUAGCGGAGCACGCAUCGCUGCCGCACGACACGGAGCAAGCCCGGGAUGAGGAGGAGGAGGAGGAGGAUGAUGAGGAUCCAUGCUCUGCAGACACCUGUCUCAUUAAUGGCAACCACCACCACCACCAGCCGCAGCAGAAGAAUGGUAGCAGCAGCAGCAGCGGAGGAGGAGAGGAGGAGGUGCACUGGGUGCAGUGUGACGGCGGCUGUGACCUGUGGUUCCACCUCGGCUGCGUCGGCCUUGGCGCCACCGACCUACAGGAGAACGAAGACUACGUCUGCUCGAGAUGCUCCGGUGGCAGCCCCAACCACGCGCCCAAGAUGGCGGCGUGCGUGGACGACGCGCAAGUGAGCGGCAGCGCUACACCGGAUACCGCGGAGGAGAAGGAAGUGGGGACGGAGGAGGAGAAGGUGGUGGGAGAAGGCGAAGAGGAGGAGGAGGAGGAGGAGGGAGAGGCGGUUGCCACGGCGACGAACGCGAGUGUGAAGUAUGCUAGCGUCGACUCGCUGGUGCGCACGAUAGAGGCGGUUGCAACAGGCGACGACAAACCUUUGCUGCAGCCGGCGCCCUCUGGUGAGAUGGACGACGCGUCAGUCGCUGAGACUCUCAUCGCUCUCGCUAGCCAUAGCCCCCAGAGGGCGCCGCCAUCUCAGGAACCUCUCGACCUGUCCGUGAGCCGCCCGCCGGCGCCCUCUAGGCCCCCACUCGACACAGAGUCUGCAUCCGAGACGGCAGCGACAACGACCAAGUCCGCUGUUACGUCUCCGCGUGGCGCCCCCCUGCGGGGAGAUUCUGCAUCGCCGCGCUCCGAGGGAGAGAGUCGCGAGGUGAGCGUUGUCGGGAAUGCCCACACGAGGGAGCCAGCAGAGCAGCAGCGGCGGCGCCCCGCGGUGGAGUUCUUCACGAGCGACCAGCAUCGCGCCAUCAUUGGCAGCAUCAUCGGCAGCGCGCUGAAGCCGGCGGGAGCGAGAGGCUGCGAGCUCGCCGGGGAUGCGGGGAAGCCCGCAGAAUUGAAGCCCAGCGUUGCCGCGGGCGACGUGUCGUCGUCGUCGUCGUCGUCGCCGCGCACGGGACGCGGCGAUCGUUACCCCGUUAUCGGCAGCUUCCUGAAGCAGACCGCCGAGAAAUACCGACCCACGUCUGUGAAGCCGUCGCCCGCGGCGGCGCCACCGUCUGCCUCGCCAGCGCCACCUAGCAGCCGCCCUGCAGCCGCGCAGCAGAAACCCUCGCCGCCCCCGCAGCUCACGGUGGCGCCCUCACCAGCCGCUGCGCUGGUCGGGCCACCCGUCGGUGGACUGCUGUCGCUAGGCAACGCGGUUGCUGCGGCGUCGCCGGCAAAGCCUCCAGCUGCAUCGCCGUACAAGCCCGGCGUGGAGCUGGCAGCGAGCGAAGGGAAGCUGGCAGCGAGCGAAGGGAAGCUGGCAGCGAUGACGACGGCGGCGACGGCAGUGGAGUUGUCCCUCGGCUCGAGCGCCAGCAUGAAACGCAACCUGUUCGAGGAGAUGGACAUAAACUAA
Molecule: messenger RNA, 7035 nt
Organism: Priapulus caudatus
Lineage: Eukaryota; Metazoa; Priapulida; Priapulimorpha; Priapulimorphida; Priapulidae
Product: lysine-specific demethylase 5B-like
Exons: 30
Coding region: 136-7035 (2299 amino acids)
Biological process (GO): chromatin remodeling
Cellular component (GO): nucleus
Molecular function (GO): DNA binding; histone demethylase activity
Source: RefSeq, a predicted model, not a curated record